UCUUGUGCUCCCAGGCUCCAGAUCCUCCAGAGAAGAGGGCAUUGUGCCUGAAGGGUAGGGAAAAAUGAACCUCAGGUCUUCCUCUUCAGAGGCUGGCAAGUAAAGGAUAUAUGUGAAGAAGAACCCCAGGAGCUUCCCUGGGGUUACCAGAGGCUUAGGGGCCUAGUGACCAGGAAAGGGUGGUGCUCAGGGAGGCUGGUGUUCUUGGGUUAAUCAUCACUGUGCCUCAGAUAAGGCCCUGCCAGCUGGAAGCAAAGUCAGUGUGACCAGAGGGUUUGUGUGGCUAAAGAGACAGUGUGUCCAUAGUGCAGGACCAUGCCGGGCACGAAACGGUUUCAACAUGUGAUUGAGACCCCGGAGCCUGGCAAGUGGGAGUUGUCUGGGUAUGAGGCAGCUGUGCCAAUCACAGAGAAAUCAAACCCACUUACCCAGGACCUGGACAAAGCAGAUGCUGAAAAAAUUGUUCAAUUACUGGGGCAAUGUGAUGCUGAGAUCUUCCAGGAGGAGGGACAAGCCAUGCCCACGUACCAGCGACUCUACAGUGAAUCAAUUCUGACUACCAUGGUACAAGUGGCUGGGAAAGUUCAAGAAGUACUAAAGGAGCCUGAUGGGGGGCUGGUAGUGCUCAGUGGAGGGGGCACCUCAGGCCGCAUGGCAUUCCUCAUGUCAGUCUCCUUUAACCAGCUGAUGAAAGGCCUUGGACAAAAACCUCUUUACACCUACCUCAUUGCAGGGGGUGACAGGUCUGUGGUGGCCUCUAGGGAGGGUACAGAAGAUAGUGCCUUGCAUGGGAUUGAAGAACUGAAGAAGGUGGCUGCUGGGAAGAAGAAGGUGAUUGUUAUUGGUAUUUCGGUGGGACUUUCUUCUCCCCACCUUUGUGUCUCUCUGGACCCUAGAAAUGACCCCAUUGAAGACUGGAGUUCAACAUUCCGACAGGUAGCAGAGCGGAUGCAGAAGAUGCAAGAGAACCAGAAAGCUUUCGUGCUCAACCCUGCAGUCGGGCCUGAGGGUCUCAGCGGCUCUUCCCGGAUGAAAGGUGGAAGUGCCACCAAGAUCCUGCUGGAAACCCUGUUAUUAGCAGCCCAUAAGACUGUGGAUCGGGGCAUUGCAGCCUCUCAAAGAUGCCUCCUGGAAAUCCUGCGGACAUUUGAGCGGGCCCAUCAGGUGACCUAUAGCCAAAGCCUCAAGAUUGCCACUCUGAUGAAGCAAGUCAGCACCAGCCUGGAGAAGAAAGGCCGAGCAUACCUGGUGGGCUGGCAGACCCUCGGCAUCAUUGCUAUCAUGGAUGGAGUCGAGUGCAUCCACACCUUUGGCGCUGAUUUUCGAGAUAUCCGUGGUUUUCUCAUUGGUGAUCACAGUGACAUGUUUAACCAGAAGGCUGAGCUCACAAACCAGGGUCCCCAGUUCUCCUUCUCCCAAGAGGACUUCCUGACCUCCAUCCUGCCAACCCUCACUGAAGUUGAUACUGUGGUCUUCAUUUUCACUCUGGAUGACAACCUCACAGAGGUGCAGACACUGGUGGAGCAGGUGAAAGAGAAGACCACGAACAUCCAGGCCCUGGCACAUGGCACUGUGGGACAGUCCUUGCCGGCCCCUCUGAAGAAGCACUUUCCUUCCAUCAUCAGCAUCACAUGGCCACUGCUUUUCUUUGAAUAUGAAGGGAACUUUAUCCAGAAGUUCCAGCGUGAGCUAAGCACCAAGUGGGUGUUGAAUACAGUGAGUACAGGGGCUCAUGUGCUUCUUGGGAAGAUUCUCCAAAACCACAUGUUGGACCUCCGCAUUAGCAACUCCAAGCUCUUCUGGCGGGCACUGGCCAUGCUGCAGGUAGGAACAUGGUGGGGCAGGGCUGGGUAGGGGCUGGUCUUGGGG
Molecule: messenger RNA, 1869 nt
Organism: Otolemur garnettii (small-eared galago)
Lineage: Eukaryota; Metazoa; Chordata; Mammalia; Primates; Galagidae
Gene: GCKR
Product: glucokinase regulator
Exons: 16
Coding region: 316-1854 (512 amino acids)
Biological process (GO): response to fructose; carbohydrate derivative metabolic process; glucose homeostasis
Cellular component (GO): mitochondrion; nucleoplasm; cytosol
Molecular function (GO): enzyme inhibitor activity; fructose-6-phosphate binding; enzyme binding
Source: RefSeq, a predicted model, not a curated record